UUGCCGACUCGGUUUCUCGUGUAGACUACAAAUACGAGUCAAGCCGUGGAUCGACUAGUCGACGACUAGUAUGGACUAGUCGACGUGUUCGAGUCGAGCGACUCAAAAAACCGGACUAGUAUAAAUAGGAUGGCUCAUCCCGCGGGAGACCAAAUCCUUUCUUUCCCCUCCUCACUUGGACGCGCCGCCGGCUGCUGGACGCGCCCGUCGAGCCCUCCUCGCGCCGCCGGCCGCACGCCGCCGCGGAUCUGAAGCUCCACCGUCGCCGGCCCCACGUCGCGGCCCCACAUCACGCUCCACCGUCGCCGGCCCCACGUCACGGAUCUGAAGCUCCACCGUCGCCUUCGUCCCGCGCCCCUCCUGCUCCCUCGUCUCGCGCCCCUCCUCGCGCCGCCGACCCCUCGUGCUCUUCUCCUCUUCAGUCAGGUCUUGAGGUCUGAGCUACAAUGUCUACAACUCCGGACAUAGCUCAAGUAGUGUGUUCAGCAGCAGCUGCAGCUCAAGCCGAUGAGCAUUACGAUCCAUCGAAGGAUCCUGCAAGGAAGCCACGUAGGAGCAAGGACCAGCAUGGAAAUAUGCCUUUUGACCUAAUCUGCAGGACAAAUUGACACUUCAGUGUGUUUUGUGUGGCAAAAACAUCACUUCUAGAGUGCUAAGGAUGAAGAAGCACCUUGGUGGGGGUUACACAGAGGUGAAAAUGUGUCUAAAAGCAAACGGUGAGAUCGGGAAAGAGAUGCAUUUGUACAUGAAGUCCAACUCAACGAAGUUCAAAGCCAUGCAACUUGAUGGGGAUGAAGUUGAAGCAACUAAUGGAGAUGGAGGAGAGGAGGAGGUAGAAGCAAGUUCAAGGGCGUCGAACAGCACUGCAUCCUCCACGAAAAGGAAGUCUUCUUUUAUUGUGACGGCGCCGGUGGCGGCAAAGAAGAAAAGCAAGUCAAUUGCAGAUGAGGUUAGGAAGAUACCAGAGGAGGUGGUUGCUGAGAGGCAUAGCACAAGAAGCACUCAGUUAAAAAUCAAGGACUAUGGAACAAAGACAAAAGAACAAAAGGUUGUAGAUGGUCAUGUAGCUGGCUUUCUCUAUGAGAAUUGCCUUUCACUCAAUAUUAUCAAUUCAAAAAGUUGGGAGAUCCUAUUGGAGUCUAAAGGACAGUAUGGAUCAGAUUAUAUCACACCUUACCAUGAUGUGAGGGUUCCAUUACUUGAGAAGGCAAAGCUCAAGACUGACACUUUGAAGGCCAAGCAUCAAUUGGCAUGGAAGGAGUAUGGUUGCACUCUCAUGUCCGACGGUUGGACAGACAUGAGUGGGCGACACUUGAUCAAUUUUCUUGCCAAUAGUCCUGGAUCUUAUGCUAGAGGACACUGGGAAGUAAGAGAGUUCAGUUAUUGCAUUGUUAAAGCAAAGAAAACAACCAGAUUUAUUUAUGCCCAUGGUAGGAUUCUUGAUCAAAUGAGAACCUUGAAUGGCAAGAGAGAUCUUGUAAGGCCUGGAGCAACUCGUUUUGCAACCUCCUUCCUCACAUUGGCCAGCAUGUGGAAACAACGCCAACAUUUGAAAGCACUAUUUGUUAGCACAGAAUGGCAUGCAAACAAGUUGAACCUCACCCCACCAGGGAAGAUGGGUGAAAAUACCAUGCUCUCUAUGACGUUUUGGCAAUCGGUGGAGAACUGCAUGAGAGCUUCACAACCCAUUCUUGUUGCUUUGAGGAUUGUUGAUGGUGAUGACAGUCGAGCAAUGCCUGAAAUUUGGGCAGCCAUGGAUGUUGCGGAAGACACACAUAACAGAUGCAUUGUCACAAAGGCCAGGCCUACAAAGUCAAGUGCUAGCAAUUGUUGACAAGAGGUGGGAUCACCAGAUGGAGCAAAAGCUACAUGGGGCUGCAAUGUUUUUGAACCCCAGCAAGUUCUUUAAAAUGAAGGAGACUAACAAAAGACUAGCUACACGGCUGCGUUCAAUGUUCAAUGAUGUGCUAUGGAAGAUGGUGCCAGAUGAUGAACUACAAUCCAAGAUAAGUAAAUUGGCUGAUGAUUAUGAGAGGACGGAGGGUGAAUGUUUCACCAAGCAAAUGGCAAAUAAAGACCGCGAGAAAAAGAGUCCUCUACUUUGGUGGAAUGCAUAUGGUGGCCUUGCUUAUGACCUCCAAUCUUUUGCAAAUCAGAUCAUUAGUCUAUGUUGUUCAUCGUCUGGCUGUGAGCGCAAUUGGAGUGCAUUUUCUCAUAUCCAUACCAAAGGAAGAAACCGUUUGGAGUAUAAGAGAUUGAACAAGCUAGCAUAUGUCUCAUACAACCGGCAAAUGACAACUAGGUUUGAAAAGUUACGCGAGCAAGGUUCCAAAGGAAAGAGGGCUAAUGCACUUAUCCUAGAAGAAUUUCAAUGGGAUAAUGAAUGGGUUGAUGUUACUGCUGAAUUGGUUCAUCAAAAUGACGCUAUGGACGAUGACAAUCCACUACUUUGGUCCCAUGUUGAUCAGGCCGUUGGCGCGACCGAUGGUCUAAGUGGACGCCAUCUUCCAAGGAGGGCUCGUGGUGAUUUCAGUGAGUCUAGUCCUCCCGCUGGCUCUAAUAUCUUUUACACUCGAAGGACAAGUGUGGUUGUCCAUGAUGAAGACUUGCGGGCUGAAUUGGAAGCUGAAGAUAUUGAUAGUGACAUGGAGACCAAUGGUGAAGACAAUGAUGGCCCUACACGAGCAAAUGAUAUAGACCCUGAUUUUCAGCUGGAUAUAGAUCUGGAUUGAUUUGAGGGCUAAGGCUACAAGAUUUCUUUUGCUGGACUGGACUUGUUGCUUGUGGUGUUGUUGAACCUUUCUUUUGUAAUUCAGACUUUGAUGUUAGACUACAUGUUGAACCUUAUGUUGGUCUUGUGAAGUUGUCACACUAAGGUGUCCUGCUAUGUUUGCAAUUGCAUAUGGAUUAUGGA
This is a messenger RNA of Triticum aestivum (bread wheat), 2914 nucleotides long. RefSeq lists its product as uncharacterized. The transcript has 4 exons. Lineage: Eukaryota; Viridiplantae; Streptophyta; Magnoliopsida; Poales; Poaceae. The coding region runs from base 1713 to 2732 and encodes 339 amino acids. The record is from RefSeq and is a predicted model, not a curated record. Gene Ontology annotation, molecular function: protein dimerization activity.